Molecule: messenger RNA, 3783 nt
Organism: Exophiala oligosperma
Lineage: Eukaryota; Fungi; Ascomycota; Eurotiomycetes; Chaetothyriales; Herpotrichiellaceae
Exons: 3
Coding region: 367-3513 (1048 amino acids)
Source: RefSeq, a predicted model, not a curated record
CUGUCAAACGCAUGCAGCGGACUAAGGUGUAGUAGAUGACUUGUCGUCAUAUCACACGAGCACUCUUGUAUGCGAGAAUGCCUAACCUCCAGACGUGUACUCAUACAGUUCAAGCACAGUCAGACUUCUUGUCCAGUCUAUUCACCGAAACUUGUUUGCAGACAACUUCAGCAAUACAACUACUCCCUACCAUCCCUUGCAAUCCAACAUUACAAACCGAAUUACAGGGUACUCUUAUCUGAUACGAUGGUCGAACACCGAGUUUGAUGACGUGCAACACGGGGACCCAUUCACGACAAACAGUUCUAGAAAGUCGAGUUCGAAGAUGCGGGUGUUUGUUUUGGUGCGAAUAGAAGCCGCUGAUUCAUGUUGAUGCUUCGGUCAACCGACUCUGGCUUCAACAUGUCCGACAACGGUAGCAAUUUGUCCCGACGCUCCUCCUCCCAGACCUCACACGCUUCUACAACCACCGAGCAGAAAAAGUCCAAGACACUACGCGGAAUACCAAAAAGACAUGGCUCCAAAGCCUCUGCCAGAUCACUCGAGGACGAUGAUCCGGCCUUGACCUCUUUCCCAUCCUUCUCCCCUGAACCAGAGCAAAAAUCUGCAAGCAUUCUUCAAGAGGUGGUACCCAAACCGUUGAGGACAGUAUCACAAAAGGCGCGAGACAGAAAGGCUACUCUAGCUGGUUUGACGAAUGCAUCGCCAUCAUUUAACAAGCAGAACGCCCUCUUUGACGACUCUCCACGAUCUUUGCUCGACAUUCCAGGCUCGCUACACCUGGCUAGUGAUGGACAUAUUGAGCGGCUGAUUAGCAAGACUGGGGCAGUCAAACUGAUUCGGCAGUAUGCCUCCGACCUGGCUCAGAGGGAUGCGGAAAUCUCGGCUCUACGGAUCCGCGCAGACAACAGAGAACGGGAGCUAAAGCGACUAUUACGGGAAGCGAGUGUCUCAACGCCUGAGGUCGAGAAGAGAUUAUUGCGAUUGGAGCAAGGUUAUUCUGUUUCUGAAAACCCUAACCUCUCCGAAUCAUCCGACCAAACAACGUCUGUAACCUCUUUGGAUGGCAUGAUGAGCGAAGCCAUGGAGGGGGGGUUCCUGGUGAACAGUCCCAUCGACGAGACCUUCGCAGCGGACUCUAUCCAGGAUGCACGAAAUGCAGACAACACCACGCAAGUGAAUGGCCAGGGAAGUCGCAGUAGAGCAACGUCCACGGCGUCAACACAGCUCAAAGGCAGCAGAACUUCUAGCCGAGCGAACAGCACAAUCAGUGAAAACAGUCAAGAUAUGGACGCCACCUUACGGCCAAGGGUUAGUAGCAGCAAUUCAACGAAGAUACCAGGACUCCAGAGUAUAUUUCAGCCCCCUUCUCAAUCCACCAGCUAUUUUAUAGGAGGCAAGUCGCUUAGAAAACCGAAACUUGGUGAUGAAAUUAGUGUACGCUCGAACCAAUCUGCGCGUUCUUUCGCAUCCUGGACACAGAUAUUCAGUGGAAAGACACAACCAGGUAGAUCCAGGGCUUCAUCACUUGGACAAGAAGCCAACAGCAAUACUGCACCUCCAACUGAUGCACAAAAGUCACUCUCAGGUUUAUCAAAAAUAAAAACCCAGGUCGAUGGAAAAUCCACAACGUCGCUACCAGCACCUGACAAUGCCAAAAUGCGUCCUCCGCCUAAGCGCGUACCAACUCCAAACAGGCUCAAUGCCAGUCCAAACCAUGUUCGAAAAGAAUCGAAUGCAAGCAACCUCCCCCCUACGGUGGAGCUGGACUCCAUGAUUGAGAGCUCACAACUUCCGCCGACCAUGACGAAUCAAUACGAUGACAAACACGGGCUAUUGACGGACAGGUACGGGUUUAUCUUUGACCAGUACCGUCGGAGGCGACAAAAUCUCCAAGCUCGAGGCCAUAAAAAGAACAAGAUGAGCAAUACAGAGACUUUGGCCAGUUUUAGAGCCGGCAGUCCGGGAUCCGAAGACGUAUUUGCAGACAGACCCUCUACUCCUGCAUCGGUCGAUGAUGAAACACCCAAGAAAGCGUGGUCUGACUAUCUUAAAGUUCCUGUUGCAUUAUCCUCAGGCAGACCCAAGGAGUUGCUGUCACAUACCCCGUCCGCUGGUGCUGUUGUUACAGUCAGCACUGCUGAUGGAGCUGCUCCUACCACGCCACCACAUAGAAGUAGGGAGGCGUCUAUCUCAGUGAACGCUUCCAUACAGAAAGCCCUUCCGACAACCAGCGUCGUGGUCGAACCACAACAUUCAGCAAUCACGGCCACUUCGUCAGACUUGAUGGCUGACACCGAAAAUGACACCAACAACGACUCGGGCCCAACCAAAAUCCUCCUGGACCAAUUAAGAGAUCUUCACGAUGCCUUGCAAGCUGAAAGAAGUGCACGCUGGAAUGAUUUCCUUAGACGAGUAAGAGCCGAAAGAGCCAGUAACACCGAUCGAACAACCAACAACACACCCGAAGCAGAUCUUCUCAAUGGCGAACUCAUUGGAAUUGCAACUCUCGGGCGUUCCAAACAGACCAGAAACAAAUACUUACACUUCAAAUCGCUGGUGCUUGCUGGGAUUCCGGUGUCACUUCGACCAAAGAUUUGGGCCGAGUGUUCUGGUGCAACUGCGCUGCGAAAUCCCAGCUACUACGAGGAUUUGGUUGCCCGUUCGCAAGACGGCACUGACCCAGACAUUGCUAGUCAGAUCAAGGCCGAUGUUAGACGCACGCUGACUGACAAUGUUUUCUUUCGUCAUGGGCCUGGAAUUCAACGACUCGAAGAAUUACUGAGGGCGUACUCGCUACACAAUCCUCGUAUUGGUUAUUGUCAAGGCAUGAACCUAAUUACGGCUUCUCUGCUCCUCAUCUGCGCGACGGCCGAAGAUUGUUUCUGGCUCCUCGUUGCUAUCAUUGAUGUCAUCCUGCCCAGCCAAUACUUCAGCUCAACAUUACUUGUCGCACGAGCAGACCAAAUCGUUCUCCGUCAGUAUGUUGCUGAGAUACUGCCUAGACUGAGUGCCAAACUGGAAGAACUCGACGUGGAUCUCGAGGCACUUACAUUUCAUUGGUUCUUGUCCCUCUACACGGGUGUCCUCACUGGUGGCGAGGCUUUGUAUCGUGUAUGGGAUGUUAUCCUUUGCUUGAACAGCUCUGACGCCAUGCCAUACGGGUUCGAUCAGCCGAAGAAUCUGACCGUCGACGUCCAAGCUCUCGGUAUAAGCCAGCCGUCCACCCCGGUGACACCGGCCAUGCCUGAAUUGAAUGCCGACAACGAGCACGACGGGACUAGCUCUCCCUUUUUGUUUCAACUUGCGCUGGCGCUAUUGAAACUCAACGAGAAUUCCAUCCUUGCACUUGAUUCUGCGGCUCAAGUGUAUACAUACAUCAAUCACAACAUGACGAACCACGCGAUAAGUAUCGAUGCGUUGAUACAAGCCAGUGAAGGCCUCAGAGUCAAAGUGAAGAGAAGUGAAGUACUUGAACGCAGGAAAGCGGCCAUAAAAGAGCUUGGUGCUUGAUUUGAUAUAGACAACUCCUCCGGCCAUCCGACCAGCAGGAUAGAUUCUGGUGGGAUGGGAGAAUGCUGCAGAUUGGUCUGCUGGCAGAAGACGGCAUGUAAACUUCAUUUCCUUGCGGGUUCGAGGUCACCACGCCCAUGCCGCGGAGGACGUGCUAGGUUUUCAUUUGUGAUGGGUUGCGGGCAUUUUAUUUUCGUUGUUGAUGACCCCCAAAAUGUUUGUCUUUUAGAAUGAUACCCCCGUUGCACACUACAAAGAAAAUUACUUGAG